This is a messenger RNA of Rhipicephalus sanguineus (brown dog tick), 2768 nucleotides long. RefSeq lists its product as uncharacterized. The record is from RefSeq and is a predicted model, not a curated record. The transcript has 4 exons. Lineage: Eukaryota; Metazoa; Arthropoda; Arachnida; Ixodida; Ixodidae. Bases 2192 to 2731 code for a protein of 179 amino acids.
AGAUUCUGUUCAGUAAAGCGUGAAAAUAUGUUUGAGAAAAACAUUUUUCACACCAGCGAGCUACGAAAUGAAGUGAACUACAAUGAGGCACUAAAGAAGCUCCAGGAUGACUCUACCCUUCCUUCAUGCAAAGGCGUUAAAUUUGAUUCUCUGUUUAACGGCCUAAAAUACUUUCACGUUUGUGCUCCUGGGCUCCCUCCAUGUUUAGCGCAUGACCUGUUUGAAGGUGUCGUAUCUUAUGACCUUGCGUUGAUGCUAGAAUAUUUCAUCACCAUGCAGCGAUGGUUGUCUGUUGAAGAACUGAAUAAGCGGAUUCUCUCGUUCAAGUUCAAAAGAGUAGACGUGAACGACCAGCCAGCUGAGGUUUCUAAAACAUUUAAAAAGCUGAGUGGACAUGCAAUCCAGAACUGGAAUAUGCUGCGGUUCUUACCCUGCUUUCUUCAUGACAAGGUCUGCAGAAAUGACCCAGUAUGGGAGCUAGUAUUGAUGCUCACUGAACUUGUUCACUUGGCAUGUGCUCCGGCAAUAAAUAUGGCCAUGGUAAUGAGACUGAAAGAUUUGAUAGAAGAUUACAUUGCCCGGAGAACUGAGCUUUUCCCUGGUACUCCUCUGAAACCGAAGCACCAUUACAUGGUUCACUACCCUAUCUGAUUACUCAGUUUGGACCGCUUAUUUGGUUAUGGACUAUGCGUUGCGAAAGCAAGCAUGGCUAUUUUCGCAAGUGCAUAAGAAGUGCCCAGAACUUCAAGAACAUCACAUUAACACUUGCUGAAAAACACCAGCUUCUUCAGGCGUUCAGGGGGAGUACUUGCCGCUUUGAAAGAGACUUAGUGGUUGACUCCACAUUUCUUUUUUGCCCUAGUUUGUUCAGUAUGGAAGUUCAAGAAGCCAUAAAGGCCUGUGGACUACUAGGAAAAGAAUUGCAUUGCACAUACCAAGUUGAAUACAGGGGCACCAAGUACAGCAAAGACAUGUUUGUAAUUUUGGGUCGUGAGGAAAGCAGACUAGUGUUUGGCCGGAACAUUUUUAUUUUAUUGCUAGACAACAAAGUCUGUUUUCUUGUACGUGUGACUUGUUCUGUUUUGGAACCUAUGAUGAUGAUAUAUUUGUUGCCUGGUCCAGAAUCUGGGGCACUGAAGUGCAUUUCCGUUCAGGACCUUCAAGAUUACUAUCCGCUUGAGUCGUAUGUUGUUGGCCAUCCAAAAGUCACAGUCAUUGCACUGAAGCAUGCUGUUUUAGAUCAUUGCUAAUUUCUUUUUUUCAGCUCUGAGGACUUCAUGUCACUUGUACAGGAGUGGCUUCCAGCACUCAGCGAGGAAGACCUCACAACGAUUGGUCGGAAACUGCAGGAGUUGGGAGUAAAAUGUGCAGAACAUUUCAGAUAUCUACAAGAAUCAGACUUAAACUUCUUAGCCCCUGUGCAAAGGCGCAUUCUGCUUGAGAAAUUUCAGACCAGAGCUGCUCCUGUCCCAUCAGGCCCAAGUGGCACUUGUGCUACAGUGACUUCAGAUGCUAACUCACAGCUAGAUGAAUGGGCUGAGAAAUUUUGCAUUCCUUGGGAAAUAUUUCCACCACGCUUACUUCAAGCAUGCAAAGCACAAGAAAGGGCUACAAAAGCCGAUCUGAACCAGAUGGUGAGAAUGCUAAGUUCUCUCAUCUUGGAUAAGCAUUCAGCGCCUGGCAGACGGAACCUGAGAAUAAUUGCAGCAAAACUUGUGUCAGUGUAUCCUUCAACAUUUCAGGAUUUGUUAGAGGGUACAGUUGUCGGCACAGGAGUUGAGACGUUAAUGUGGAAGCUCGAAAACUGCAUCAACAACAAGAAGAGACCAAUUGCACAUAAGCUGCCUGCGGAAAUUGAUGACCCAGACUCAUUCCAGCCACGUCCACGAUCUAGACGUGACUCCUACGGUUGCCUAGCAUGGCAACCAGAGCUGCCAAGUGGAGAAAAUAUGUUGGCACAACGGGAAAAGCAGCAGCAGCUCCUUUGUGAGCAUGCUAAAAUGUACCCCAACAAGCAACUUGUCUGUCGUUUGAUGAUAGAGACGUAUGCAUCUCAAAGACUGACCAUUAAUCACUCAAGGAGUGUGACAGAGGUGAAAAAAACUGGCCAUUUUUGUUUACUGAGGACUGUCUUCUUCAGCAUUCCAAGGAGCUACUUGGUAGUGAGGUUUGCCAGAGACUUGAUGCUAGCAUGGAAAUUGUUGGGCUUCGUGUAUAUCGCUAUGCUUACAGUCAGAUAAAACGGCCAAAGGUGAAGAAAUGUCUCGAAGAAAUAGAACAAGCAAAGAACCGUCUGAAGAGUGUGACACCAGAGCAUGAAGGUGCACCUGUUCUCCUCCUUGCCCUGCUUGACGAGGAUGAAGAGCUCAUCUACAAGACCGUUGAGGAGACCGCCCAUGACGAUGACCUAGGAGACAUGCCCUUGACGCCCAUAAUAUGUAUGAAAGGACCGGGUCUUUUUGAGGCAGAAAUGUUCACCGUCUGUGUGGAUGGUGUUGCUUUAUUGACUACUCAGCGGGCCGCAGCUUUCAAAGCCAUGUUUCUUUUAUACUUUGUCCUUAACAUCGAGUAUCCACCUGAAGUGGCUUUGACAUUGGAGUUUGUGCAGAGGGCAAUCGCGGGAAUCAACCCAGAAAGAAGCACAAAGGCACGGCGAACAUCGAAGAAGCAGUAUUGUUUGUCCCCAAAGGUGGCUGCCCUGGCGAAUGCCCUGGAUCAGUACAAGUUCUGAUCUUGUGUUUGAGCUUUAAUAAAAAGUAAAAUUUAGA